GUGAUCGCUCAAACCGGACGAGAGUGUUAUUAGAAUUCAAGAAUUUUACAUUGCAAAGUUUUCGUUAUAACAAUAAUAUUAUUUCUCAAAAUCGGCCAAGAAUUGUUUGAGUGAAGGUUGAAUCAUUUACCACUCACAAGCUGAGGUUUGGUGUCUCUGAUCUCGAUAUUAGGUCGAAAUUGCUGAUGGUGACCUACCUGUAGGGGCUCCAAGUUUGAUGCAGCAGCCAACAGGUCAAGGUCAUUGAUAGAAGGUCAAGGUCACUUUCAUAGUGUGACCAGCUAUGAUAAAAAGUGUAAAUGGUGCUAGAUGUGAAUACAAUGCAAUAAACAGUGGAAUCUCUCAAUCUACGGGUAGAAAUCACCAAACAAGGAGAUACAAAAACUCAGCCAACAAAAUGGCUCAACAGUUUGGAUUAUUUGUCGCUGUGUUUAUGACAUGUUUAUUACGGACUGCAUAUUGCAAUGUAGAUAGCAAUGAUAUACAGAAUUACCUGAACACUGUGGAAGAAACACCAAGUUUGGAUGUUGUGAAAGAACCAGUUUCUGUGAUGUGGGGUCUCGCAGAUGCGACAGCAGCUCUAGGAAAAUUAUUCUCAUACCAAAUUCCUUCCAAUGCUUUCAAGGGAGAUGUCACUUCAUACAAGGUGGUUGAAGCUGGAACUGAUAGUCUGCCAUCUUGGCUACAUUAUGACAGCACAAGUCAAACAAUAGAGGGCGUCCCAACACCCGGCAAUCUAGGACAGCAUUAUAUAGAGGUCACUGCAAACAGUAAGGACCAGUCUUCUCAGGACAAGGAUGUCUUCUCUAUCAAUGUCAUGGAAGAUGCGUCCCAUACAUCUGCCAUGCGCCUGAAAGUGUCAAAGGAGGGGUUUAAACCAAUCAAAUGUCAGACAGGGUCUCCAAUUACCAUGGUAACUGUUGCCAUAGAUACUAACUUUGAUGGAAUGGUUGCUAAGGAGAAAACAGAUUUAUUGAAAAGCAUGGUGUCUCAUUUGAAACUGUCUAAUGAGUUAUUGAAGAUUAUCCCUAUGGGAAACCGACCUCUAUUUGACUCUGAUGCUCUUGUCGCUGGUCCUGGUGAUGCUAAAGACCAAAAACAGGCUGGUGCAUUUAUGACAUGGGAAGUUGGUUGCGGUAAUGUUGAACCUAAACAUAUGGAGGUGCUACAGCAUGUCGAGUCCAGUGCUCAGGAUGGUUCUAUGAGAGAAGCCAUUAAAUAUCCCAUCAUUGGUUGGCAUGUCACCAAUAAAUCACCCCCAACUCAUCGUAGACUGAAGCGCCAAGCUGCCCAGUAUGUUACAGCUACCCCUGUACAACCAAGUAUGGCUCCCACUAAGACUCCCAUUGAAACAGUUGUUGUUGAAGAGCCUAAAGAUACCGAAACAAAAACUGAUGAACCUACAAGGGUUAUCCCCACAAUGGAGUCCCCUACAUUUGUAACUGGAAUACACCCUACUAAAUCUCGCCACCAUAGAACAAAAACUGCAGGGCGUCAUAAGGGUCGUAAAUCUAAACACCACCAACCUAAGCAAUCACCUCGCUCUAAACAUCACCAUAAGUCCAAACACCCUAAACUGCCAAUCGUGACCCCAACCCAGGAGCCCAUAGCCCCUACAAAGAUCGUUGACUUCACAGAUAUGGAAUCCAGCAGUGUGUACACUGCACCAAUUGAUGAUGUUCACAUGUCCCGCACAGAUAUUAUUGAACCAUCUGUGACAUUAUCUUCAACCAAGACUAAGCCCACAAAAACAGAAGCUCUACCCCCCAGCCGUACCUUCACUCAGGACCCCAGCCCAACAAGCUCUGAGGUUGUACCCACCAAGACAGAACAAGUCACAGUAGCACCAUCCGAAGAAUACAACUUCGAGCCAAUUAGCAAGAACAAUAUUGAUGUUCUAUACGCAAAGGUGGGUGAAGUAUUCAAGUUCCACGUACCUAUGGAUACAUUCUAUGAUGUGGAAGAUGGGACCACUGAGAAUUUGAAGCUGGUAUUCUUAACUGCACAAGGCUUUACACUACCUGCUUCCUCAUGGGUGAAGUUCGAUCAGGAAAAACAAAACUUAUAUGGACUGGCUUGGGAGAAAGAUGUUGGUGUGAGUGAGUAUAUCUUGGCUGCCAUUGACAGUCAAGGAAAAAUGGCAAGACAAUCACUGGAAAUUGUCAUCCAAGAUAGACAGGACACAAAACCUCCUACUCAUGAAAUGGCAUUUACAUUAGAUCUCGAUUAUGAUAAAUUCAUAAACGAUGUAGACAUGCAAAUCCUAGUGGCCAAUAAAAUUUCUGCAAUGUUUGGGGAUUCUGAUUCAUCUAAAUUAACUGUCACAAAGAUAGCCAAAGGAUCAGUCAUCUACCAGUUUACCAAUAACAGCAUGCCUGAUGGGGAUGGAUGCCCCGCUGAUGAGAUCAACAGACUCGUUGAUUUACUCCUGGAUGAAGAUGGAAAACUCAAACCUGAAAUUGUUGAGAAACUGAAACCUAUUGAGAUCAAGAACUUCACUCUUCAGAGAGCUGGGCCUUGUAAGGAUGAUGACAGAAUUAAACCAGUAGUAGCCAAGCCACCAGGCUUUAACUUCACACCAUAUCAGAGCAACCCCAUUGACAAAUUAACUGCUCGAGCUGGACGAUUCUUCCGUUAUCGAAUUCCGAAGAACACAUUCACCGAUCCUGAAGAUGGAAAUACCCGCAAAUUGAAACUCCUGUUCCUUACCGUUGGGGGCUAUGAUAUUCCUCCUAAUUCCUGGAUUAAACUUGAUGAGCAGAAACAAACUCUAUAUGGAUUACCGUUAAAGGAAGAUGUCGGCCGUGAUGAGUUCAUACUUGCUGGUAUUGAUCGAGGAGAAAAGAUUGUUCGCGAUGCAUUUGAGAUUUUCGUUGAGGACUAUCCCGAGAAAGACUUAACGCACACAUUCUCAUUGACAUUAGACAAAGACUAUGAUAAAUUUAGUAAAAAUGUCGAUGACCAAAUCAAUGUUGGAGAUAAGAUUGCUGCCAUAUAUGGUGAUAGUAAUGAACGAUUUAUAACAGUGGAGAGCAUCAAACCUGGCUCAACAAUUUUCACAUGGUAUAAUAAUAGCUACAUGGGCCACCCCUGUCCUACAGCACAAGUAGCAGCCCUUUUGGAGAAACUCUCUGACAAUACUAACAGCCUAUUGCCAGAGGUUAGGGAACUAUUCAGUGAUAUACCUAUAAAAGAGUUUAAACUUACACCUCUUGGUGCUUGCGAAAAGGACAAGAACUUUACCAAUGUUAUUAUCACAGAUAUUCCAGUUGGACCGAGAGAUGUUGAGACUCGUGGAGCAAGUAAUGAUGAAGUUUGGAUUACAACUGUUGUACCUGCCGUUGUCAUAGCAGCCAUGUUGCUACUCGCUGGAAUAAUAGCCUGUAUUUUAUAUCGUAAAAAGCGAAAAGGUAAACUCUCUGAUGAAGACCAAAAUACAUUUGUGAACAAAGGUAUACCUAUUAUAUUUGCUGAUGAGCUUGAAGAAAAACCGGAGACACCAACAAAGCCUCUGAUUUUGGAGGACGAGAAGCCACCUUUACCUCCUCCUGAAUAUCGGAGGUCGUCAUGUGGCAGUGGCGCUCCCUCAACACCAUUAUCUGAUCAUAAGGAACCAAUAGGAACCACAGAUGAUGAAGACAAUGAGAGAGAUGAAUAUGAACAAUUAUUGUAUCAACCCCCUCCCCCUUUCCCAUCUAAUGGAAACAAUAGAAAUGCCAGACCAAAUCGCCAACAACAGCAAUAUAAAAGUCCACCACCUUAUGUACCUCCAUAA
Molecule: messenger RNA, 3775 nt
Organism: Owenia fusiformis
Lineage: Eukaryota; Metazoa; Annelida; Polychaeta; Sabellida; Oweniidae
Source: the annotation of a GenBank genome assembly